This is a messenger RNA of Ricinus communis (castor bean), 1956 nucleotides long. RefSeq names its product putative 57 kDa heat shock protein. The transcript is spliced from 8 exons. The record is from RefSeq and is a predicted model, not a curated record. Lineage: Eukaryota; Viridiplantae; Streptophyta; Magnoliopsida; Malpighiales; Euphorbiaceae. The coding region runs from base 71 to 1795 and encodes 574 amino acids.
CACUGUAAACUGUGAAAGAAUCAACGACCGAAACCCUAAACCAAAAUAUCUCUCGCAAUUUCUUGUUGACAUGGCAAGUGAAGCAAGUGAAGUUCUAAACCUUUUGACUCCUCAUUCUUCAGAUGGGUUUUAUGCAGCAAACAAUCAGUUUCAAAAGAAAGGAACAAAAGGGUUCACUGAGCUCAAGAUCUUGGAUAACGAUCUCUAUAUGAGGAUAGAUUUUCCUGGUGUCCCCAAACAAAAUUUACGUUUCUCGAUUGAUCAAGAAAAGAAAUGUGUUACUUUUGAAGGAGAGGCACCUCCGCAGUCUCAACACGAUGGGGGUGACCGUAGCUAUGUCUAUGAUCUGUUUCGUUGCAGCUGUUGUAAAAUCUCUAACGUUAAAGCAGAUGUGAAAGAUGGUGUUGCCAGGAUCAUACUUCAGAAAGUUACAAACACCAACUUCAAAAAAAAAAAAAAAACGGUUUGUUUUCUCCUUUACUUUGUGUGGUCUAUUGCAUUCUUUCUUUCUAUAUCUCGAAUGGGUUCUAAAGAUUUGCGCUUGCUUUUGUUUGCAGGAUGUGGAAGGCCUCAAUUAUCUCCAGAAUGUUGUGGGAAUGCUAUCCUGGAUCUUCUUCUUAGUGGGAAAAUAUCAACAGUUUCAGGUUGGCGUUUUACAUUUUCCUUUUUGUUACUGGAGGCUUUUGAAUCAAAGACCACUGCUAAUGGUGAGCUGUUUUUAAGGGUGGAUAUGCCAGGAGUUGAAGCAAAAGACGUCAAGGUUGUUGCUAAAGGUUGGGAAGUGAGAUUCUUUGACAAAGCUAGAAAAAGAGGCCAUGAUUUGGAUGGGCCUGAGUACAUGGGCAGUGUCUCAUUGUUACCCAUGACUAUCCUCAAGAGAAAGGUUGAGCAUGAGGUGAAGGAUGGUGUUCUGAGAAUGAACCCUGCUCCCAACUACAAAAUCACAGUUAUGAAACUUAUAAAACCUUGCCUUGCUCUCAAAAUCCGUUGUCCAGACAGGCUUACGAACCCCCAAGCCACUUAUUCGAAUAGCUUCAUUUCUCUCCCUAUGGCCAACGUAAUUGUUAACAUCUUCCCUCAUUCUUCAGGUGGGUUCUAUGCAAGUAAUAACCAGUUCCAAAUCAAUGGUACAAGAGGGUAUUCUGAGAGCAAGACAUUGCCAAGAGAUCAGUUGUUUGUAAGGAUAGAUCUUCCUGGUGUGUCUAAAGAAGCUAUACGUUAUUCAAAUUCAUCAGACAAGAAAAUGAUUUUCUUCCAGGGAGAAGCACCUCAGAUAUCCCCAUUUGAAGAAGGCCACCGCACCUUUCUUGGAGGUGUUGGGGUUAGUUGCAAAUGCUGUCAACUCGCUGGCUUGAAAUCCGAUAUGAGAGAUGGUGUUCUCAGGAUGGUGCUUCAAAAAGUCUCUGUCAAACGCCGCCGUCAAGAAACACCCUGCUCCAACGAUGGGUUUGUUGGAGCCAUUGAUGAUAACCCAUAUGUAAAAAGCGGAUCAAAGAAAGGUUUUGAAGCAAAACCAACAAAGGAAGGUGGGUUGUUUCUAAGGAUAGACAUGCCUGGAGUUGCAAAACAAGAUUCAAGGGUUUGGAUGAUGGAUGGAGAGGUCAGAUUCCUGGGGAAAGCUAGAAAGAUAAUAAAGCAUGAUGUGAGCGGGCGUGAGUAUCUUGGCAGCAUUUCUUUGUUUCCUAUAGCUACUGAUCAUGGUGAUGGUAAUUGUGGCAGCAGCAGCAGAAUCCGUGGGAAGAUUGUGCAUGAGAUGAAGGAUGGUGUUCUUAGGAUAAUGAUUCCACCUGCUUAAUUAAUUAUGUUAAUUAUUAAUUAGCUAGUUAGUGAUCAGUUACAACUAUCCUUAGUGUUAUACUAGAAAGUAGUGAGCUUAGAGCAACUUUCUUAUGUGAGAUUAUUAUCAUCGGAACGGUACUUGAUUAUGAUUUUCAAGAUUUUCAUUACUUGUUUUUA